AUAAUUUUUAACAUUAUAUAAUAUUAAAUUAAUUGCACAAAAUUUAAUUAAUUAGAGUGAAAUAUAUAACAUUAAAUUUUCUCACUAAUGCUGAGAAUAUCAUAUUAAUAAACGAAAAUUAAAAUGGCAUUUUUUAAAGAGAGCUGAUUUCAGGAAGAACCUCCGAUGUCAGCGGGGAGGAUGAUUUUCUUAGUUUUGUGGCGAUUUCGCCAGUAAUCAAGGUGAAUUGAAUAGUUUGCAAUUUGAAUUUCAAAUAUGACUUCUCCUUUAAAUCGAAAACGAAGCUCUUCUGUUAGUUUUACAAGAGCUAAGAAUGGUAGUGAAGAUACUGCAGAUGAAAUUCAUAUAUCUUUAGCUCCAUAUAUACAAACAUACUUGGCACAUAGUGGACAAGGACUUGGAUGUUGUGGAAUUAGCCUUCCAGUACCAUUUGAACGUGCAGCACCAAGAUCUUGGUGGAAUCCCAGAUUUGAUUCAGAAAUAUUAGAAGAACAAUUUAAAAGAAGUGCCUUUCCACAAAUUAGAUUAAGAUUCCGGUAUGCUCUAAAAUAUAUCUUACUGGUUUCUUUAUCAUGGUUGGUAUAUUUUGUUGUAAUUGGAACAGAAUACAAUACUACAACAUGGCCAGCCAUAGUAACAGUUUUUAUUAUUGUUGGAACAAUGGUAACAGCAGUUUUGUAUCUAACAUAUACAGAUUAUUAUAAAAGUUAUGUGUUACCAAUUUCAUUAGGAGUUGCAUCUAUGCUUUGCAUUUUAUCUUUACUUUUUCUUACAUUAGUACCACCUUAUAUAGAUGGUUUAACUCUAGUCGGACAUUUUGCACUAUGUUCUGAGAUUCUAUUAUUGAUAUAUACUGUCUUACCAAUGCCACUAUAUGCUUGUGUGGGAAUAUCAAUGAUUUAUUCUUUUCUUUUUGAAUUUUUGACUGCUUAUUUAUAUGGUACAAAAAAUGCAAGAGAAAAAUUUUUUAGUGAAAAUUUUCUACUAAAUACUUCAACAGAGAGUAAUGCCACAAUAAAUUAUAGCAGAAUAUCAGCAGCUAUGUAUUCUUCUUUGAAAAAUUUUACUAACAGUCAAUUUUCUAAUGUGAUGCAUGAUAACAACGAAUCUACAACUGCAAAUGUGAAAAUGAUAUCAUAUUCACAAGAUCCAAAAAUGUUAUCUGGUUUUGGAAUGAAAUCGAAUCAAGAAAAUAUAAUUGAAAAGAUAUCUAGCGUUUUGAAUGAUACAAAUGUUUUUAAAAAUUUAAAUUCUACUAUGAUGUCAACUACUAUUAAUUCCACUAUAAAUGCUUCAUCUAAUAAUUUAAUCUCCAAAGGUAUAAACAAUAUAACUUCAAUAUUUAAAGAAAAUAUAUUAACUCAUAAAAAUGAUGACAUGUCAAACUAUUUCUUAAGUAGCAACAUAUCUAAUCAAUCAUUUUCGGAUGAUUAUUUUUCUACGAGUCUUGGAAUAAGAAUCUUAAUGCAGAUCUGCAUUCAUCUGAUAGGUAUACAUAUUUUAAUAAUGACUUUUGUAAGAAUGCGUGGUACAUUUAUGAAAGUUGGACAAUCGUUAUUAGUUCGGCGUCAACUUGAAAUGGAAAAACAACUUAAAGAGAAAAUGAUUCAUUCAGUAAUGCCGCCUAAAGUCGCAGAUUGGUUAAUGGAAGAAAGAGAAUGUGAAAGAGAACGAGAGGAUUCUUUAAAAAAAGGUUCGAUACCGUCCAAUAAUACAGAUAUUCGCUCAUUGUUUCGACCAUUUAAUAUGCAUUCAAUGGAAAAUGUUAGUAUCUUAUUUGCUGAUAUUGUUGGAUUUACACGAAUGAGUUCAAAUAAGACUGCAGAAGAAUUAGUAGGCAUUUUAAAUGAUCUUUUUGAAAGAUUUGAUGAUUUAUGUGAACAUCAUGGAUGCGAAAAAAUUUCUACAUUAGGAGAUUGUUAUUAUUGUGUAAGUGGAUGUCCAGAACCAAGAUCUGAUCAUGCAAAGUGUUGUAUUGAAAUGGGAUUAGCUAUGAUAGAAGCUAUAAAACAAUUUGAUAUUGAAAGAAGAGAAGGUGUUAAUAUGAGAGUUGGAGUACAUACUGGAACUGUAUUAUGUGGAAUUGUAGGUACUAAAAGAUUUAAAUUCGAUGUUUGGUCUAAUGAUGUAACUUUAGCAAAUAAACUAGAAAGCACAGGAAAACCAGGAAGAGUUCAUCUAAGUGAAAAGACUCUGAAUUUUCUCAAUGAUCGAUAUCUUACAGAAGAAGGAGAUUUAAUAAAUGGUAUUAAAACUUAUUUUAUUAAAGGCCGAAAAUCAGAUUUUACCAAUCAAUUUAUAAUGAAUAUAACAUCUCCGACAAGUAUAUCGCCUUUGAUGCAAUCGCGACACCGUGUGGCCUCUUGUAAUAAUCAAUCUAAAUUGAAAUAUCAUUACCUCCAUAUGGUUACUAAUACAAGUAAUUAUAGAAUGAAAGCAAACUCUUUGCCAAGUAUUCUAGAUUCCGAAAACGGAGAUACUGAUAUCACAGAUGAAAAAGAAAAUGCAAAUAAAAGUCCGAUAUCUGUUGCCAGUUAUGGAAAAAAAAAAAUACGAAAUAAACCAUGGAAAUAUUUACAACGACAACGAACUACUGAAGAAAUGACACCUCUAGAAAUGGAAGAAGCCAAAGCAAUUAUUGCCGAACAAUCAAAAACUGAAUCUCAAUCAUAUGAAGAUCGUAAUGGAUUUAGGCAGAAUACAUCUCAAAGUGAGAUUGAAAUGGAUCCAAAUCCUGUACCUUCUAGUCCUUUAUUAUCUGGUCAAGAGUCACUUAGUCGUGCCUCUUCUAUGUGCAGUAGGAAAGAUUCGGGAAUUAGAAGUAAUAGCAGACGUAGUAGUAUACAGCAACAGUUAUUUUUGAUGAACGGCAUGGCUCAAGGAGAUUUAUUGGCACAUAGAGUAAGUGGAUAUUAUACUUCUAGUUCGACAUUAAAUUCUGCUCAUGAGCCAUCGUCUUCGGUACCAUAUCCAUUUCCUCCAGCAGUUACAGAUACUUUUGGUGCAUGUUUUCAUAAAUUAAGAAAACAAUCUGAUCUACAAUUAAUUAGGUGCGUUCAAGAUAAUGUAAGUUCUCAACGAUCAUACUUCGUGAAACCACCACUUUCGAGUUUGACUCUCUUUUUCAAAAAUAAAGAAAUGGAAAAAGAAUACAGAGAAAAUGCUCACAAGGUUAAUGAAUGUAUCAGUGGAAAUCCACCUACUCUGGCUACCUCGAGAUUCAAUACAUAUUUUGAUAUUCUAAUAUCGGCAUUGAUUUACACUGCCGUCACAAUUUCACUCUUUUUACUUUGCGAUCCAACGUUAUAUUAUAUGAUCUUUUUUAUAUGUGCUACUACCAUUCAAAUUAUAGCAGUGUUACUCUGUGUUCGUCAACUCUUAUAUCCAAAUAUGGUUCAUUCAAUAUUAACACAACAAAUAUUUAAAUUUUUUUCACAAUGGUAUCCUUGGCAUAUUUGCGGUGCAAUUUUAGUCGGCUUACCAAUUACGUCUAUUUUUCUUAAUUAUACGUGUAGUAAUUUUCAUAAUUUGAAUAAUUUUGAAUACUAUUAUGGUUAUUUGAUUUUUAUUAGUUUAGUUCAUUUUUGUAAUUUUACACAACUUAAUUGUUGGAUGAAGAAUUUUUUAGUAACAUUUAUGGGUGUAUUAUUUCUUUAUUUUGUAAUGAAUCAUUUGUCAUAUGAUCAAGAAAAUCUCGGUAAUCUAUUCAUUAAUAAGACAUUAAAUUAUUCACAAUUCCCAAUAGAUAAAAAUAUUAUUGAUUUAAUCAGGAAUCAAUCUAAUGAAACCAUUAUAAAAAAAAUAUUCAAUAAUAUUCCUGAUUUCUUAUUAAAUUCUACAACUCUUGCUCUUAUAAGUCAACAAAAGACAGAAAUCAGAUAUCAUGAAAGAUUAUACAAUUCCGAGAUUUUUUUAGAUAUGAUACUUUUACUUUUGUUAGUUUGGUUUUUAAAUCGUGAAUUUGAAAUUAGUUAUCGAUUAAGUUUUCACGGAAAUGCAGUAGCUGCUCGAGAUAAAAGUCGUGUACAAUCUAUGAAAAAUCAAGCUGAUUGGCUUUUACAUAACAUUAUACCAAAAUAUGUUGCUGAUCAAUUAAAAACCACUGCUAAAUAUUCACAAAAUCAUAAAGAUGUGGGAAUUAUUUUUGCAAGCAUAGUAAACUUUAACGAACUUUAUGAUGAGUCUUAUUUGGGUGGUAAAGAAUAUUUGCGUGUGCUUAAUGAACUCAUUGGUGAUUUUGACGAAUUAUUAGAAAAACCGGAAUUUUCAAAUGUAGAAAAGAUAAAAACUAUUGGUAGCACAUUCAUGGCAGCAAGUGGUUUAAAUCCACAAGUUAGACAACAAAAUGAACAUGAAUAUAAACAUCUGUUUCAAUUAAUAGAUUUUGCUAUGACAUUGCAUAAAGUAAUAAAUGAUUUCAAUCGAGAUUUAUUAGGUUUUAAAUUAAUUUUGAGAAUUGGCUUUAAUUAUGGCGAUGUAACUGCUGGUGUAAUCGGAGCAACGAAGCUAUAUUAUGAUAUCUGGGGUGAUGCUGUAAAUAUAGCAUCUAGAAUGGAUUCGACUGGAGUCGCUGGAAGAAUACAAGUGGCCAAGAACGUUUUAGAUGUUCUUUCGGAACGAUAUGAAUUCGAACCACGUGGUCAAGUUUAUGUUAAGGGAAAAGAUAAUAUGGAUGUAUUUUUAUUAAUAGGGAAAAAAGACGAUAUUAAUAUAACAACGAACACUUAAACAUUUUCAGGUCUCUAAUAGUGAUGUUGAUUCUUUAUAAAAUUAAAAUUAAUCGUUUGCAUGUUACACUUAUAUCAAGCAUAUGAUCUUUUUGGGAUCAGAUUUCUAGCGAUCUCGUUAAGAAUUAUACAAAUUUAUGAUAUAAUGUGUUAUCAACGUUAUACACGAUAAAAACGUACCUUAAUUCUUUAAUUGCUCGCUCAUUAAAGAUAUUUAUUCUUAACAAAACAAUUAACUGUAUUUUUUUACGUAAUUUAAGAACAUCAGAUGUGUGUGAGACCUAUCAAAAUCUAUCGUUAUAAAAGUACAAAAUCAAAUCAAUUUGAAAAAAUCAAAUUUUUUCUUAAUAAUUCUUGCGAAAAAUCUAUCGAGACAAAUAUAAUACGCAUCUUCAUUGUUUGUGUGCUGAAUGAACGAACGUAUGAACGAUGCGAAUGAGCGGAUAAACAUAAAAUGACCGAGUUUGGUCAUCGUCAACAGUUCCUAGUAUAAAAUAUGCGACUUAUAUAUUAGACAACUAUUAAUUAUUUCAAAGUAUAAAAAGCUUUCUAAUGUUUUAUUAAUUCUAUCGAUUCAUAUGAGAUUAUAUAGCUUAUUUCAUAUCAUGAGUAAUUAAUCAGAUUUAUUUAUAUUACAAUUUAAAUAUGAAAAUAUAUCAAAUUAUUUGUGAAGUAGUAAAUAAUAUUAUAAUAAAAUGCCUCAAGUUUCAAAACUUUUUUUAAGACUUUGGUCGAAAAUUGAUGAAGUUUAUAUACUUAUUUUAAUUAAGAAUAAUUAUUCAAUAUUGUUUCUCAUUAAUUUUUCGCAUAGUAUAUGUAAGAUUUCUGUUUUAAGAUCACUAUAAUUCUCGAAAAUUUAGUACUCA
Messenger RNA from Apis laboriosa (Himalayan honeybee), 5593 nucleotides. RefSeq names its product adenylate cyclase type 9 (gene Ac13E). The transcript is spliced from 8 exons. The record is from RefSeq and is a predicted model, not a curated record. The coding region runs from base 256 to 4728 and encodes 1490 amino acids. Gene Ontology annotation, biological process: cyclic nucleotide biosynthetic process; intracellular signal transduction; adenylate cyclase-activating G protein-coupled receptor signaling pathway. Lineage: Eukaryota; Metazoa; Arthropoda; Insecta; Hymenoptera; Apidae. Gene Ontology annotation, molecular function: adenylate cyclase activity.